GACCACCUGGAGACAUAAAUUGCUUAGGGCAGGAAGGUAGCCUCCUCUUCAGUUGAUUCCUUCCGCUUGGAGAGGCUAUCUCCAAAUCUGCAUUUAUUCUCCGACAAAAAUGAUGCUGGAGCUUGCCAAAACAAUCCCAAGGAAGUGAAAGGCUGGGGAGCGAAACGAGCACUUCCCGGCGAGGCGUGUUACAGCGUUGAGCGUCAACUUUAGUUCCUGUCUGCUAAGCUUGAGUGCUAGAAAGGAAAGAUGAAACAUACCGACACAGAAGAGCACGUCGGUUAGCAAAGAUAAAGGGGCUGCCGUUUGUAUCCCGGAGGGCUAGAUCCACGUUGGCUGGCUCCUUCGUCCUUUGAGGCUGGGCUGAGCUAGGCUGGGCUGGGCUGAACUACACUCGCCUCUCUCCCCCUUGCGUACUCGCAUCUCCAGCUUUUCUGCACUGGUUGGGCGGGUGUUGCGUCUUCUUGCCUCUGCGCCUCCGGCUCCCGGUGGGGCGCGAGGGGAAACCAGGUCAUCAACGCCGAGACAGAAAAACCGGCUUGGGAAGUGGGACUGAUUUAGGUGCUUCUGCUGGCCAUCAGGCUGGGAGGUCGAAAAGGAAACGGAGGAGUCUCUCCCACACCUCACUUCACGCGUACGGGCACCUUACUAACAAGCACCGAUUAGGGAAGAAAACAGGCCGGAGCGGCAGCAACGACAACCCUUGAUCCCGGCUGCGGAGUUGUUUUCGAUUCUAACAAAAGAAGAUCUGUGAUCCUUGCAUCUGCACUUAUAUUUGAAACAAAUAUGGUUUCUGUCAUCCUGCUGAUUCUUGUCUCUAGGGCAAAUUUUAAGUAUGCAAGCAGUUCUUCUGCUUCAAUUUUCUGAUUCAAUUUGCUUGCCAAUGAAUACCAUCAUGUGGGUACAAGGUGCCUAAGAAACAGCAUUUAAAAAAAGAAAAGAAUGUGUUAAGAGUUUAAUGCUGCAAGUGACACUGGAGAAGGAGAAUAAUAAUAAUGACUACUUUCUUUUGACUCCCAGCAGCAUGUCAGGGUACAUACCCAGUUAUUUAGACAAGGAUGAGUUAUGUGUUGUUUGUGGUGACAAGGCAACUGGAUAUCACUAUCGCUGUAUCACUUGUGAAGGUUGCAAGGGUUUUUUCCGAAGAACAAUUCAAAAAAAUCUUCAUCCAACUUACUCCUGUAAAUAUGAAGGAAAAUGUGUGAUAGACAAAGUCACAAGAAACCAGUGCCAGGAAUGCCGCUUCAAGAAAUGCAUCUAUGUUGGCAUGGCAACAGAUUUGGUGUUGGAUGACAGCAAACGACUAGCAAAAAGAAAACUGAUUGAGGAAAAUCGGGAGAAAAGACGUCGAGAAGAAUUACAAAAAACAAUAGGAGUGAAACCAGAACCAACUGAUGAAGAAUGGGAGUUUAUUAAAAUUGUUACAGAAGCACAUGUGGCCACAAAUGCACAAGGAAGUCACUGGAAACAGAAAAGGAAAUUUUUGCCAGAGGAUAUUGGACAAGCACCAAUAGUAAAUGCCCCAGAAGGUGGGAAAGUAGAUUUAGAAGCUUUCAGCCAGUUUACAAAAAUUAUCACACCAGCAAUCACAAGAGUGGUGGAUUUUGCCAAAAAGUUGCCUAUGUUCUGUGAGCUGCCAUGUGAAGAUCAAAUUAUACUUCUGAAAGGUUGUUGCAUGGAGAUCAUGUCCCUCAGAGCAGCAGUGCGCUACGACCCAGAAAGUGAGACCUUAACACUAAACGGAGAAAUGGCAGUAACAAGAGGCCAGUUGAAAAAUGGGGGUCUUGGUGUAGUAUCAGAUGCCAUUUUUGACUUGGGUAUGUCACUAUCAUCAUUCAACCUUGAUGACACGGAAGUUGCUCUUCUUCAGGCUGUACUGCUGAUGUCUUCAGAUCGUCCAGGUCUUGUCAGCAUUGAAAGAAUAGAAAAGUGUCAAGAAAGCUUCCUCUUGGCGUUUGAACACUAUAUUAAUUACAGAAAGCACCAUAUUGCACACUUUUGGCCAAAACUGCUGAUGAAAGUGACAGACCUACGGAUGAUUGGAGCCUGCCAUGCUAGCCGCUUCCUGCACAUGAAGGUGGAAUGCCCUACAGAACUCUUUCCUCCUUUGUUCUUGGAAGUGUUUGAGGAUUAAAAAGACUGGAAAGAUUCUCAGAGAUUCUAUAGCACUACUGGGUGUCAUUUCAUUCCAUUGCCUAGUUUUUUCUUCUUACUUUUGGUCCAUUCCCAUUUUGUACCACCUCCUUUGGAGGAUUAUUUUUAAUAGGCAUGAACGAAUGAAGAUAUCCCUUCAAUGCGGGUACUUGUCACAAUUGCGUUUUUUGUGUGUCCAUUACUCCUUUCGAUGUGAAUCCUUUGAGAGUUUAACCUCAAGAAUUUUAAGUUUAUUCACCAGCACUCAGGCGACCCAUGUUUAUAAUUGUUUGGAGAGAUAUGGGUAUAAAUAUAUAAAUAUAAAUAAAUUGAGGAAGCAAGAAAAUGGAUAAAUAAAUCCUGCCAUAUUUUAUACAGUAUUAACUCACUUUCUGCACAUGAGACUUCUGAUGAGGAAUUCAGAACAAUCUAGCAAGUGUUAAUCUUGCUGAAGAUCAAAUGCAAUCAGUUGCAGUUAUGUACAAAUAUAUAUCUGAAUAUAUUAUUCAGAUAUAUUGAGUUCACUGCAGUGUGCUCCCAGAUUGCAACUUUAGCUACAUCUAAUUUCACCUUGCCAUGCUUAAGAAUAGUUUUAUCCAAGUAAAACUUCCCACAAUAAUCAUAAUUUCAUCAUCAUUUUCAGAUUGUUAUGAGUAUUUUAGAAAUUCAAUUGCAGGUAAUCCUCACUUAAUGGCUGCCCUGUUUAGCAAGUGUGCAAUUAUAGUGACACUGAAAAAGUAACUUUAUGAUUGAUCCUUGCACUUAUGACCAUUGCAGCAUCCCCACGGUUAUGUAAUUGACAUUUGAGUGCUUUACAAUGAACAUAGAAUUCUAUAGUCACAUGAUUGCUAUUUGUGCAUUUCAAGCCAGCUUCCAUCAAGCAGAGCUAAUGAAAAAGCCAGCAUUAAAAUCAUAAGUUGCAGUCCCUGAAUAUCUCACUUUAAUGGGUAAUUUGCUUAGGAGCAUGAGUGACAUCUUAAAUCCAGCCCAAUCAUAUGAUGUUUUGCUUAACCACCCUGCCAAUCCGAAUUGUGGUUGUUUAGUGAGGACUAUCUUUAUAAAAAGCUCCAGAAUGUAGAGAAUCCUAUUCCCCCCACCAGGUAAACAUAGCUUCUCAUUUCCUCUUAUUCAGUCCAUAAGCAAAAAUACAGGAAAAAAUAAGUACAUUUAAAAUUUCCUCAGAGCCAAGGCCCUUGCUGUCUUUUUUCCUUAAUGGUAAUUUGGAAACAUUAGAGUCAUUGUUGACUCUAUUUCUCCCUCUUGCCCAAAAUUAUUUUGAGUCAAUAGCAAGACAAGUUAUUCGCUACCCUGCCAUUUAUGUUUUUAAAUAUUCACAUAAUGACUUUAAGGGAUUCCAUGAUUUUGUCCCUUCGAGUGCAUGUAAUUCCUAAACCAUAAAAAUAUGUGCAAUGAAUUCUUUCCAAUUUAAUAUGAUACAUAAGAAAGGUUUUCUAUGUCUUUCCCUCAUAACUCAACAACAAUUAAUUCCAAUUGUCUGUAAUAAACCUUUCCAAUCUGUUCUAUAUAGUCAUAAUAAUCUUUUUUCUACCUGUAUACUGUCACUCUUCCAGUGACUGUAAAUCAGUAACUUGAAUCCCAGGAUUUGUGAAUCUCAUUUUAUACAGCCAAGGGAUAUAGGCCUUUAACUUUUUGUGAACAAAGUGUCACGUGCUAUGACAUAGAAAUCCGUUUCAAGAAAAAAGAUUUGACAGAAUGUAAAUUGUUACGUACACUCAAGCUUUUAAAUCUUAUUCCAAACGAAUAGCUGAAAUUCUAGAUUUCAAAUCAUUUUGUCCUCUUUAGUAAUGUUUGCACUCAGGUAGACUAUCACUGUGGACAACAUUUGAAUUAUAAUAUUGUUUUCAACCAUGGUUAAUUCUAUUGACAGCAGAAGUCUUUUCGAUGUAUUGUAUUUAAGUUAUUUUCAAUGGCUUAAAUACACUUGAUUUACAAUUUACAAAUGGUAGUCCUUUCAAUUCAUAUGAAUUGGAGAGAAGAAAUGCUUCUUAAUGGCAGGUUGACUUCAGUGUUUUAGUUUUUACUAAACAAAUGUUGAUAUUCCAGAUUGGUUUCUGUAAAACAUUUUUGAUUCUAAAGCAACCUAAAUCAAUACUUCAGUGAGUUUGCCUUAUCAAGAAUUGUUUUUCCCCCUGGAUUAUAUCUUCUAUGGAAGGGGUCCCCAAUCUGUGAGCCACAGCCCACUACCAAGCUGUGGCCUAUUCACAACUGGGCUGUGUGAGUGGUGGGCCAGUGCAUGUGUGUAAUCCAACUCAUGCGAAGGGCAGGUGCAAGCACUCACAGCCCCACUCACAUGAGUGGUGGACACUUCUGCUCACAUCCUCACUUGGACAAGUGCCGGGCACCAGGGCUUGCAGCUCCACAUGCGUGAGCUCCACACAAAUGAAGCUGUGUUGCAUGCACGCAUGCUCCUGCCCCUCGCACCAUCCCCUCUUCCCUCAUUCUCCCAUGCUGAAAAGAUUGGGGAAUGCUGUUCUCUUGGGCUUCAUGGGCAAGAAAUUAAUCAUGUUCAUAUGAUAGGUAUGUCUACAGAAUAGGCAUAUAAGGAUGUUGUCAUAGGAGAUAUUUUUAUAGACUAUGCAGUUUCUUUUCUUGUACAAAUUUCUGAUAAUGUAAACAUUUGCAUAAUGUCAGAGUUGACUACUAGCUUAAGAUCUCUAAAAAUGAUUAUCCAAAAAUAUAGUUGAAUCAACUUGAACUUUUUUUCCAAAAUGAUCACAUUUGCCUAGUCAAAAUAUCUGUGAAGAAUUUUGGUGGCAACCAACCCAUUUGGUAAGAAAAAAAAUGAAAAUGUACCAUUUUAUAUGUUGUUUUCUCUUCAAUUCUACCUUCUCAGAAUUUGGAGGUGUCCAGAAGACUGGAUGUUUUCAUCAAAAUAAUGAUAGCAUUGCACUAUUGCGUUUCAAACUUUAGUUCUUUUCACACAUGUGUGCUAUGUCAUGACAUGUGAAAUAAGAGGUGGAGCUUAUGGUGGAAUGCUGAUUUUAUCCCAUGACCUCCUUCACAGAAGCUUUCGUUGCAACCUAGUUCCUUUUAGGUGCAUUGUGAGUUGAACUCCCAAAGUUGCUAGUGAACAUGCCAGAAGAUCACAAAGUUGCAAAAGUAUAGAUAUGCCCUAGAUCUCAGUUUCCUAUACCAUUUUUAUUUUUAAAUCUCCAUCUCUUUUUUGCUUUGCUAUAGAAAAGGGCAUGAUGUGCAUAUCUGUUUUUAACUUUAUAGGUAAGAUUAUAUUCUAGCUGAAAACAAAUACUAUUUUGAAAAUCUUUUAAGUAUUGCUAUUCAUCUUCCCUACCCCAAAAAUUAAUAUUAAUGUUUACUUCCACAUAAACAUGUCAAAGAUCAUAACCUAAAAGAAAAGGGGCAUCCAGUAAUGAUUAUAGGACCCCACUUAACCUUUGGCCUUAAGUCCCCGGUGGAAAUGUUGAGAUUGUCUUCAAAGUAAAGUAAUAAAUGGAAUCUAGGGUUAUUUUCAGAAAACUAUAAUAUGCUAUGUAUAAAACAUAUAACAAGCUAAGAUCACAAUCUAAUGAAUGCUAUGUUUCGAUUUGCAUUAGCUCUUUAUGAUGUGGUAUUCUAAAGCUUAGCCUACAUUUAAACAUAAAUACAUGAAAUUGGCUCAUAUUUGGUUUUUAAUGUGCUUUGUGCUAUUCAGAGUGUAACAAUCCAUUUGGAUGACAAUCCCAGUGACCAUUUGUCAGAAUUCAAGAGCUGCAUUUUGAUUUCUAGAAGCUUAAUUUCUCAACAUCAAUGGAUAUCCCAAACCGCAGGAUUUCAGUUGUUUUUCUUUUUUCAUGUGUAAGUGUGCUCAUGUUAUAAUGGUUUCUAUUUUUAGGCACACCAGAGAAACAUAAUAUUUUAAGUUAUUAGAAUGAUACCUCAGGUUCUUUUUGACAAAUAAAGUGGUCCCAGUCCUGCAACCACUGGUAUAAGAUUUUAAGAAACAUCUGGCAGCAUAUUUAGCUUUCAUAAUGAUUAGUAGGAGUGGUAAAUUGUACAUCCAUUUAUUCUCUGUUGGGAGAUGUUUUGACUGACUACAAAACAUCUGAAUUUUUGACUAUGCAGCUUUAAUUCUGAUUGUUUAUGCUGGCCCAUGCUGUUCAAGUUUGUUUUCUGCUGUAGGUAUAGUAUCAAGUGAAGCAUUCUACAAAAUAUUAUUUCCCUUUUUAAAAAUAGUUGUUAGCUUAAUGUGUCCUGCUCUAAGUGAUAGGUAUUUAACCUGAUGUGGGUUUGUUGUUGCAACUGAGUUCUGUAGUGUUUUUAAAUUGGGAGAAAGGAUAGUGAUGGACUCUACAGUGACUUAGCCAUUUUAAAAUCAACAGCACUGUGCCAAAAUAUAGGUGUCAGAAUCAGACACUUAACAUUUGUAAUUUAUCUUUAAUGUGCUGCAGUGGAUUUAAAAAGGCAAUGCAAAAGGAAAAUAGUUGAUUUGUGGAAGGAAAUCCACCACCCAUGCAGCUCUAUAGACCACAAGAGGAGACAUUGUUGUUAGUUAUACAGUAAUCUUAAAAUGUAGAUAUCAUAUUGAUAUGACACAAAUUGUCAGUAACAUCAUUCUUAAGGUUUUAAAUCUUAAUGCUUUUCAGAUGGAGUCAAUAUUUUUUGUAGGAUUAGGCUUUUAUAACCUUUAUUCUCUGCUGGAAAUUAGAAUUAAAACCUGCGAGACUCAUUCAGUUCUUGCUUUAUUAGAAAACAUGUGCAGUCCAUAGGACUUUUUUUAAAAAAAAUGAAUAAAAUGGGCAAGUCACUAUCAACCAUUUGUGCCAGAACAAGUUUCUGCCUCAUUUUGAUAGUUAAGAAAAAUGUUGAUAAAGUUAUGCACUCAUUCAUGAUCUACUAAGAAAUAUGUCUUUGCUUGUCUUUUUGCAGCUUUGAAAUAGCAAGACAUACAGGAGACAUUUUGCUACAUUCUCUUGUAAUUUCUGCUAAUAGUUUAAUUUAUCAUAAAUUUCCUCAUGAUAUUAGGUUGAUAUGACCCUUAUAUAAAAGUUUAUAGAAACAUCAUAUCCUAGAUAGGAGAGAUUUAUUUUCCUCAAACAAAAACAAGAACUAAUUAAAAAUAAAAUAGACUUUCUUUUUAAAACAUACAAGCAUAAAUAUAGAUUGCUACAAUUUAAAAAAAGAUUUGGCCUUUCACUAAGUUUUUACUGUGUUGUAUAAGUGCUAUCAAAUGCAGAGUCUGCCUUGCUUCUGUGUACUAAUCCUCAAUCAAUUAUGUUGCCUUCAGAAGCAGUAUUGUGCAGGUAAAAAGCUGUUUGUAACUAUCUGUUUUGCACAGUUUAACUUGAUAAUGCUAUUGUUAUUUAUGCACAAGACAAUCAAAUGUAAAUCUACAUCCAUGUAGAUGGAAUUGAUGUAAAUUAUUGAGCACAAUGUAAAACAUUAAGACAUUUUUAUUUUGCAACUGAAAUUAUAAAAGUGAGAAAUAAGAUCAUACCAUGGAUUGGAAAAAAAACAUUUAAUGUUUUAAAUUAUUUUUUCCUUAAGUCAAUUAUUUUGGAAUUCCACAAAAUGAUGUUUUGUUUCUUUUCAUUUUAUUAAGAUGGAUGCUGCUGAGCUUUGGAUUAGCCUUGUUAUGGUUUGGAUUUCUUCAGACUAAAUUGAGUACAGAUUUAUUAGAAAGGCUGAAGAUUCUGGGAUAAAAUUUAAGUUUUUUGUUUGUUUUGUUCUUUCCCCUCCCCCUUUCAAACAGUGUUAAAUAUAUGCUAGAUGGGUAAUAUUUUUUCAGCCUAAAAACUAUAUUAAAUAUGUGAUCAUAAAUGUUUUAAACUACCUGAAGAGAAAUUUGUAUAUUUGGGAAAAGAAUAUAAUUUUUACAUAGCUUUUGUAUGCAGAUAUUAAUAUGCAAUUAUGACUAUAGUGAGCAUAGAUUAUUAUGUAAGCUUGAAUUCUAAAAACAAACAUCUUACAACUGA
Messenger RNA from Thamnophis sirtalis, 8063 nucleotides. RefSeq names its product thyroid hormone receptor beta (gene THRB). Gene Ontology annotation, biological process: negative regulation of transcription by RNA polymerase II; cell differentiation; thyroid hormone receptor signaling pathway. NCBI's taxonomy places the organism in Eukaryota, Metazoa, Chordata, Lepidosauria, Squamata, Natricidae. Gene Ontology annotation, cellular component: RNA polymerase II transcription regulator complex. The record is from RefSeq and is a predicted model, not a curated record. Gene Ontology annotation, molecular function: nuclear receptor activity; RNA polymerase II cis-regulatory region sequence-specific DNA binding; zinc ion binding.